AUGGCGCUUUGGCAUCGAAAGGCACUGCCUAGCAGCGCAUCACCCCAUCCACGCUUGCAGAGGCGCGAGCGAGUCCAGUCUGGAUUGCUGGGCGAGUAUCGGUCGCCCGCCCGCUCGCCCGUCCCGCCAGCUCAUGCCAAACCCAAGCAAGCCUCGGCUGAGAUCGCACGAGACCCUGACCAAGGCCUUUUAGCCAACGCCCCACCCGUCACCUCCAGCUCACCAUCCACCACCUCAUUCCUAUCCGUCGCAUCCGUUCGACCAUUCACUGCGCACGUCAAAGCGUUCAUCCGACAUCACCGCCUUAUCUCCGCUCCGUCGACCCGCUCGCACACAGCGAUCGCAUCCGAGCGCCGACCCGCAGCAUUGCACCCGCUCGCACCACAAGCUCGUCAACGACCACCUCGUAUCUCACCAGCCUCGAUCGCCGCAAAGGCGCUGAUCGGCCAAGAUGACCUCGCCAAAACGUCUCUCAUGUCGGACUACGAGAUCACCCUGAUCAACGACAGCAUGCAGGAGUUCUAUGUCCGUUUCCACGGCCCAGACGAGACUCCCUUUGCCGGAGGUGUGUGGAAGAUCCACGUCGAGCUGCCUGACCAGUACCCGUACAAGUCACCCUCGAUCGGCUUUAUGAACAAGAUCUUCCACCCCAACAUCGACGAGCUCUCGGGGUCCGUGUGUCUCGACGUCAUCAACCAGACUUGGUCGCCCAUGUUUGACUGCAUCAACAUCUUCGAGGUCUUUCUGCCGCAGCUGCUGCGCUAUCCAAACCCUACCGAUCCGCUCAAUGGCGAAGCGGCAGCGCUGCUCAUGCGCGAGCCAAAGACGUACGAAGCACGCGUCAAGGACUACGUGCAGCGCUUUGCCACAAAGGAGGCGGCCAAUGCGGCAGGCGAAGAGGAGGAUGACGACGACGACGAUGACGACGAAAUGUCCGACGUCGGCAGCUUCUCCGAUCAGGGAGAGCCAAUGGGCGACAUGGAGAUGUGA
This is a messenger RNA of Moesziomyces aphidis, 990 nucleotides long. The record is from the annotation of a GenBank genome assembly. Lineage: Eukaryota; Fungi; Basidiomycota; Ustilaginomycetes; Ustilaginales; Ustilaginaceae.